Molecule: messenger RNA, 1345 nt
Organism: Cynoglossus semilaevis (tongue sole)
Lineage: Eukaryota; Metazoa; Chordata; Actinopteri; Pleuronectiformes; Cynoglossidae
Gene: noazfp
Product: zinc finger protein 330
Exons: 10
Coding region: 221-1174 (317 amino acids)
Cellular component (GO): nucleus
Molecular function (GO): zinc ion binding
Source: RefSeq, a predicted model, not a curated record
ACCAGUUACUUUCUCCGCAACCGGUCUGUUGUGUAAUAACGCAUUAUACCGGAGUAACGAGUUUGUAAAAACUAUCCUUUUAACAGUUAAACGUCUUAAAAAACAAAAACAAAACAAAACUAGAAACAUUGAAUUUUAAACGUCACAACACGUGACCAACUGGAACAUGUAAAACAGAGCUUGUUGUCAUCAAACUAAACAUUCCCUCCCUGGCGCAGAGAUGCCUAAAAAGAAAACCGGGGCCCGGAAAAAGGCCGAGAGCCGAAAAGAACGAGAGAAACAGAGCCGUGCUAACCGGGAAAAUGUCGACGUGGCUAAACACCCAUGUAACUUCAUCAUGGAGUGUGACAAAUGUCAGAGAAAACAGAAGAACAGGGCCUUCUGCUACUUCUGUAACUCCUUUCAGAAGCUCCCUGUUUGCGCUCAGUGUGGCAAAACGAAGUGCAUGAAGUCUUCAGACUGCGUCAUCAAACACCCAGGGAUUCACACUACUGGGAUGGCCAUGGUGGGGGCAGUGUGUGACUUCUGCGAAGCUUGGGUGUGCCAUGGUAGGAAAUGUCUGAGCACUCACGCCUGUGUCUGUCCCCUGACUGACGCCGACUGCAUAGAGUGUGAGCGCUGUGUUUGGGACCACGGAGGGAGGAUUUUCCGCUGCUCUUUCUGUCAUAAUUUCCUGUGUGAGGAUGAUCAGUUUGAGCACCAGGCCAGUUGCCAAGUCCUCCAGGCAGAGACUUACAAGUGUGUAUCCUGUAAUAGACUUGGUCAACACUCCUGCCUGCGUUGCAAGGCCUGCUACUGCGAUGACCAUGCCAAGAGUAAAGUCUUCAAACAGGAGAAGGGCCGAGCUCCACCGUGCCCAAAGUGUGGUCACGAGACGCAGGAGACAAAAGAUCUCAGCAUGUCCACUCGAACGCUCAAAUUCGGCCGCCAGUCUGGCGCUGACGACGAGGACGACGACUACGACGGAGCCUCUGGGUACGACUCCUACUGGAAGAACUUGGCAUCUGGUGGAGGAGCCCAACAAUACGAGGAUGGAGAAGAUGACGAUGAGGAGGAGGAGGAUGAAGAUAAUGAUGAAGAGGAGGAGGAUGAUGAGGAGGAAGAUGAUGAAGAGGAGGAAGAGGAUGCAGCUGCUGACUCUCUUGCUGGUCUUAAACUGGAUGGGAGUGCCUAGCUGUCUGUAGAAUAAAGAGAUUCAGUUCACAAUGUGUCGAGUGUUGAGAUUACUGUAAUGAUUUACUAUGGAGAAUUCAAGGGCCUCUUUAGCUGUGGACCAAGAACACACACUCUGUUGACCAUUGAACAAGGUGCAUUAAAGGUGAUGUCUUUCCUUCAUUUGCCCUGA